CUUAAGAUAGUAAAGGUUAAAGGUAUCGCUAAGCUCUUUCUGUCCGAUAAGGAUAUAAAGAUUCUAGUUCUGGCCCUGCUAUUAUACCCUAAUAUAGUACUAUUUAAUUAUGUUGUGGUUGAAGAUAUAGAGUCUCGGGUUAUUAGAUUUACAAUGAAAUAUAUUCUAGGCAGAACCCUCGACAAUACAAAUAUACCUUUCUAA
Molecule: messenger RNA, 204 nt
Organism: Penicillium cosmopolitanum
Lineage: Eukaryota; Fungi; Ascomycota; Eurotiomycetes; Eurotiales; Aspergillaceae
Product: kinase-like domain-containing protein
Exons: 2
Source: RefSeq, a predicted model, not a curated record